AUGACAACGAUCAGCACCAUGCAGUUUCGAGUCAGAACUGCAGCAGUGCUCACUGCCCCACUGCGAUGCACAGCACUCUUUAAACCAAGACUACUUACUUCCCCUAUCCGAGUCCUUCGCGUCUCUUGCUCAUCUCAUGCCUUGCCAGCACGCGCAAUUAACAAAGCUACUUUCAGCUCUACAAAUCUCACGCGAUGUCUGAGCUCCGCUACCGCCACUAAUACAACAAACCGCGUUAAAAAACUACGCAAAUUGAUGAAAUGCGCUCAAUACAACUUAACAGCUUUUGUAAUACCAUCAGAGGAUGCACAUCAGAGUGAAUAUGUUGCAGAAUGCGAUGAGCGACGUGCAUACAUUUCUGGAUUCACGGGAUCUGCGGGCUUGGCCAUUAUCACACACGAUUCUGCGGUGCUCUUCACAGAUGGGCGUUACUUCCUCCAAGCUUCUCAGCAGUUGGAUUCUAACUGGAAGUUAAUGAAAGCUGGUCUUCCUAAUGUCCCAACGUGGCAAGAAUAUCUUGUCAAGAACAUCCCGGCUGGUUCAAGGAUAGGCAUUGAUCCUCUAGUUUUUACAGCUGCCGAUGCAGCAAUGCUUGAAGUGGAACUGCCUAAAGUGGGUUCGACCUUAGUCUCAGUUCCUAACCUUGUUGAUCUUAUCAGAGAAGAUCGCCCUUCACGCCCCGCUCGUAAGCUUAUGACCCUCACGACCGCGACUACUGGUCGUAAUCAUUCCGAGAAAAUUCUUCAAUUGCGUCAACAGCUCAAAAAAAGAGGUGUUGUAGGAUGUGUAAUAUCAGGCUUGGAUGAAAUAGCAUGGUUAUUUAAUAUGCGUGGUUCAGAUGUCCAUUGCAACCCUGUAUUUUUUGCCUUUACGAUCAUUUCUCAAGACAAUAUACGACUAUACUUGCAAGAUCGAUCUGUUUCCAACGAAGUGCGGGAUCAUUUAGGAGAUCAUGUUCAGAUCUGUCCCUAUGAUGCUGUUUAUGCAGAUCUGAAAAAGCUAUCUAAACAACUAAAAGCCAACAACCAAAAGAUGUUGCUGGGCGUAAGGACCAAUCUGGCAAUAGCAACAGCACUGGGCAAGGAAAACAUCAUCAUAGACAGAUCUCCUAUUAUGGACGCUAAAGCUAUCAAGAAUAAGACAGAGCUGGAGGGCAUGCGUCAAUGUCACCUUCGAGAUGCAGCGGCUGUGAUUAGGUAUUUCGCAUGGCUAGAGAAGCAGCUAGAGCAAGGCGUCAUAUUAGACGAAGCUGAUGGAGCAGAGCGUUUGCAGCAGUUUCGAAUUGAACAGAAGGGAUAUGUUGGCCCUUCUUUUGACACAAUCUCUUCAACAGGACCCAACGGCGCCAUCAUACACUAUAAACCUGAGAAACCUACCGCGUCGAUCAUCGACCCAAACCUUGUUUACCUCUGUGAUUCUGGUGGUCAAUAUGUUGACGGCACAACCGACGUUACUCGCACGCUGCACUUUAGAACUCCCUCUGCCCAUGAGAAGCGCUGCUUCACACGUGUACUCCAGGGUCAUAUCGCCAUCGACACUUGUAUCUUCCCAGAAGGUACCACGGGCUACCUACUGGACAUUUUAUCACGACGUGCACUUUGGUCCGAUGGAUUGGAUUUCCGCCACGGGACUGGGCAUGGUGUAGGUGCAUUCUUGAACGUCCAUGAGGGUCCUCAUGGAUGCGGAGCUCGCCUUGCUUUUAAUGAAGUCCCACUAGCCCCUGGCAUGAUCCUGACAAAUGAGCCUGGAUACUAUGAAGAUGGGGAAUUUGGGAUCAGGAUUGAGAAUGUGCUUAUAGUCCGUGAAGUUAAGACAAGACAUCGGUUCGAUAACAAGCGAUACUACGGGUUCGAGCAUAUUACAUUUGUACCAAUCCAGACUCGGUUGAUUGAGAGGUCCCUGCUUUCCAGGGAUGAGAUCCAGUGGAUCAACCAGUAUCAAUCAGAGUGCUUAAAAAAGGUGUCACCAUUCUUGAAGGAAGGUGAGCUGGCACUAGAAUGGUUGAAGCGUGAAGCAGUGUCAAUUUAAAUAUCUCCUCUGCAUCAUUUCAAGAGGAUCCUUGCACAUUGAGUGGCUGAUUUUAUUAAGGAAGAUUAAGGAAUUACGAUAUUAAGGAAACAAGAAUAUUAACGGUAGUCAUAUUGUUGGAUUAAGAAAUAUUACAAUGUUAAAUGGG
This is a messenger RNA of Lobosporangium transversale, 2176 nucleotides long. RefSeq names its product Creatinase/aminopeptidase. The transcript has 5 exons. The record is from RefSeq and is a predicted model, not a curated record. Bases 1 to 2028 code for a protein of 675 amino acids. Lineage: Eukaryota; Fungi; Mortierellomycota; Mortierellomycetes; Mortierellales; Mortierellaceae. Gene Ontology annotation, molecular function: metalloaminopeptidase activity.